Heteronotia binoei (common prickly gecko) is the source of this 1980-nucleotide messenger RNA. Its product is annotated as monoacylglycerol/Diacylglycerol O-acyltransferase-like. Bases 82 to 1104 code for a protein of 340 amino acids. Gene Ontology annotation, cellular component: membrane. Gene Ontology annotation, molecular function: acyltransferase activity. The record is from RefSeq and is a predicted model, not a curated record. The transcript is spliced from 7 exons. NCBI's taxonomy places the organism in Eukaryota, Metazoa, Chordata, Lepidosauria, Squamata, Gekkonidae.
UUGAUGUCCUUUUUAUAUCUAAGAUUGGUAUUAAGGAACUGCUUUCUCCAUAAACUUAUUUGAUUACCUUUUACACAGAAGAUGGCCAGCAGAAGUGAAUCAUACUCUUCUGGACAGGAAGAUGUGACUGGACUGACAAGCUUAUUGAAAGAAUGGAUUUAUCCAAAUCAUUACCUAGGGGAUUUUGGAGACUGUACAGUAUCUCUCUUUUGGGUGUUGACAACAUUCAUAAUCCUGUUUUCACCGACUUUAAUUGUGCUUGGCUUUAUUUAUCUUUCUAUUAUCCUCCUUCAUAUUUACAAGAGAAAGAAUAAUUUAAAGGGAGAUUAUCUCAGUAAAUCGUGGGACAACGGAAGGAGGGCAGUGAAUUAUCUCUGGGACAUGUAUGGCAUUGUAUGGCAUGGUUAUGAAGUGUGUGGGAUGGAUAAAAUACCAAAGGGACCAGGGCUUGUUGUACUUUACCAUGGUGCAUUUCCUCUAGACUAUUUCUACUUUGUGUCUAGACUCUACUUACAAACUGGCAGACUCUGCCAUUCAGUGGUUGAUUACCAUUUUUCAAAAAUCCCAGCCGCCUUGGUGGCCCUGAUGAGGACAGAAAGGCGAGGUAUAAAGCUGUUUUAUAAUGUACAAGGUCUCACACAAGAUGGAAGAGUACAGUGUGUUGAAAUUCUGAAAAAAGGCUAUUUACUAGGUGUCUUACCUGGUGGAGUCCGAGAAGCACUGUUUAGUGAUGAGAACUACAGCCUCUUGUGGGGCCACCGGACAGGUUUUGCUCACGUGGCCAUUGAUGCAAAAGUGCCCAUCAUCCCUGUUUUUACCACAAAUCUCCGGGAAGGAUACAGAACGCUUGGAAAAAUAUGGCCAUUAAAGUGGCUUUAUGAGCGUACCCGGUGGCCAAUUGUUCCUAUAUAUGGAGGAUUUCCAGUCAAGUUUUGCACGUACAUAGGAGAUCCCAUUCCAUAUGAUCCACAUAUAACAGCUGAAGAAUUAGCUGAAAAGACAAAGACUGCAAUAAAAAAUCUCAGAGAUAAGCACCAAAGAAUACCAGGCAGCAUACCAAAAGCUUUGUUGGAACGUUUUGAUAAACAUCCAAAACAUGAUUAGUGAAAACACUUGUUUGUGUGUAUUACACACAAAAUGUGUGUGUGUAUUACAUACAUAUAUAUGUACAAAUUGUAAAUGGUUUACUUAACAAUAUAAUUAAAAUAUUACUUUUUAAUGUAUGUUUAACCUCUAUCAAACAUGAAGCUGUAGCACUAUGUAUGCCAGUCAGCAUUAGCUUUGAGGGUUUUUUUCUGCUAUCAAAUUGCGCUUUGAACUUUUUAAUGGUCUGAAGACAUUAAUCUCUUACACAAUAUUUGCUUGAACUAUUGAUUUUGUAGCUAUAGUAAAUUGGUUCAGGAAUGUGCUGUUCUUAUUUGCUUACUUUGACGAUCACUGGCAUAUUACUAUGAAGAGAUACUUAGACUAUGCUGUGUUAAUUCUCUGUUAUUCCAUAAUUCAGACUUUAUUAUUUUUAUCAAUCUUCCUCUUUUGGCAAAUAAGUAUGGACAAUGUAUGCUAUGAAUUAUGGAAUGACAGAGAAUUAACACAGUAUGAACCAACUUACUGUAGCUACAAAAUCAAUAGUUGGUAUGAAUUUCAACUGCCAAGAAAAAAGUGAUGUUUAUGUUGCAAACAGUUGUAGUAGAAGUCCUUUAGAAAAACAAAGUUUGAUUCAAUAUUUAGGAUUCUACUUCUGCUGAACUGUGCUUGAGAAUUUCAGUUCAAUUUAUUGAAACUUUUGCAUUUGUUGAAAUGGAUUCUAUUACAUCAUAUCUACCCUGUUUUACAUUAAUAAUAGGUUCGUUCUCAUGUGUGCUUAUUUUACACAUAUUUUGGUUUUGGAAUUUUAGCAUAAAAUGUACGCAGUUGGCACUAUACAGAACUUAUGAUGUAGUGUACUUCUGAAUAUAUAAAGUACAGUUUGAUUUCAAGUGA